Molecule: messenger RNA, 2799 nt
Organism: Sciurus carolinensis (gray squirrel)
Lineage: Eukaryota; Metazoa; Chordata; Mammalia; Rodentia; Sciuridae
Gene: Whamm
Product: WASP homolog associated with actin, golgi membranes and microtubules
Exons: 10
Coding region: 153-2543 (796 amino acids)
Biological process (GO): Arp2/3 complex-mediated actin nucleation; endoplasmic reticulum to Golgi vesicle-mediated transport
Cellular component (GO): cytoplasm; endoplasmic reticulum-Golgi intermediate compartment membrane
Molecular function (GO): actin binding; Arp2/3 complex binding
Source: RefSeq, a predicted model, not a curated record
CUGUUGCCGGCUGCUGGGGCGGGGCAGAGCUGGACGCUGACGAGGAUUAGAGUGUAGUGGAGAAUGUUGCGGCCCCGACGGUCCCCCGGCCGGAGGUGCACCGAGGCCCGACGCAGGCGAGCCGCGCUCUCGGGCCGCUGACCGCCGGGACCAUGGAGGACGAGCAGCCCGACAGCCUGGAGGGCUGGGUGCCACUCCGCGAGGACCUCUUCAGCGCGCCCGAACGGCACCAGUUGCGCUUCCUGGUGGCCUGGAACGAUGCGGAGGGCCAGUUCGCUGUGACCUGUCACGACCGCACGGCGCAGCGGCGGCGGCGGCGUGAAGGGACCGCACCGGAGCCACCCGGGGCCGCGCCCAGCUGGGCCGGCCUGCUCUCGGCCGCGGGGUUUCGCGGCGCGCACCGGCAACUGGCGGCGCUGUGGCCGCCCCUGGAACGCAGCUUCCCACAGCUGCCGCCAGAGCUGGACGCGGCUGGCUGCAGGGCUGGGGACCGCAGCCGCGGGCUGUGGGCGCUGGUGUGGCCGGUAAGCGUUGGCCCCGGAGAGGCGGCGCUGCAGGAGCUCUGCGGGCAGCUGGAGCGCUAUCUGGCCGAGGCGGCCGACGGCUGCGGCGGCGCCACGGUGCGCGACGCGCUCUUCCCUGCCGAGGGCGGCGCUGCCGACUGCGAGAGCCCUCACGAGCUCCGGGAGCGGGCCCUGCGCGCGCGGCGGGCCGAGGCGGGAGCGCGGCUGCACCAGAUUCUUCAAGGACAUGAAAAAGCCAACAACAUGGUAGCAUUGAUGAAAAUUUAUCAAGAGGAAGAUGAAGCUUAUCAGGAAUUGGUUACUGUGGCAACCAUGUUCUUCCAGUAUUUACUGCAGCCAUUCAGGGAUAUGCGGGAAGUUGCAACUUCAUGUAAGCUUGGUAUUUUGAAAUCCCUGGAUGAGGAUAAUCUGGGUCCUAAAAGGGUAGUUGCCCUGCAGAAGGAAGCCAAAGAAUGGACCAGACGUGCUGAAGAAGCUGUUGUCUCUAUUCAAGAUAUCACUGUGAAUUAUUUUAAGGAAACAGUAAAAGCAUUAACAGGAAUGCAGAAACAAAUGGAACAGGAUGGGAGGAGAUUUGGCCAGGCUGCCUGGGCCACAGCCACUCCCAGAUUAGAAAAACUCAAGCUUAUGCUAGCUCGAGAGACCCUGCAACUGAUGAGAGCCAAAGAGCUGUGUUUAAAUCACAAAAGAGCUCAAAUUCAGAGAAAGGUGGAAGAUCUUCCAGAACAAGAAAAAAAUAUAGAUGUUGUAGAUGAAUUAGAAAUACAGUAUUAUGAAAUUCAAUUGGAACUAUAUGAGGUUAAAUUUGAGAUAUUAAAAAAUGAAGAAAUACUUCUUAUUACGCAGCUGGACUCUAUUAAAAGACUUAUAAAAGAGAAACAGGAUGAAGUUGUCUAUUAUGAUCCAUGUGAAAGUCCAGAGGAACUUAAAGGUAUGGAUCAUAUAGCCGACCUGCAGGAUGGUGGGAACUUGGAGGUGAAAGAACUCAGCCUGCAGUGCCAGAAGCUGGAGGCCAAACGGGGCAGGAUCUGUGCCAGGAGAGCCUCUCUCAGGAACAAAAAGGAUCAGUGCAAAGAAAACCAUCGGCUCAGAUUGCAACAGGCUGAAGAAAGUACAAGAUAUUUUCAUCAGCACCAUAGUAUUCAAAUGAAAAGAGACAAAAUAAAAGAAGAGGAGCAAAAGAAAAAAGAAUGGAUAAACCGAGAACGCCAGAAAACACUCCAGCGAUUAAGAGCCUAUAAAGAGAAAUAUUUAGCUCCAUCUGUACAACAAGCAUCCUGCUCAGACCCUGGGGCUCCAAACCGGUCAGAUGACCUUCCCCAGCAGAGGUCCUCACCAGCUUCUCAGCUCGUGUCAGUAGCUCCCCCCUCCUCUGAGAAGACCCGAAGUGUGCCUCUCUUACCUGAAGUUAGUACUGUGAAAACCCCUGAGGAUCAAGACUAUCACCGAAAUAUCCCUGUCCAGAUUUUUGUUCCAGUUGGUGACCAAACACACUUCGAAUCCAGUGAGGAGUUGUCACUGUCACCACAACCUCCUCUUCCUCCUCCACCACCCCCACCACCCCCACCUCUCCCACCACCUCUCCCUGCUCUGGCCUCUUCUCAAGCUGCCAAUCAUCGGAACUUAGGUCUCAGGACUACAGUAAAUGAUGAUCAGCCACAUUCUCUAGUGUGUGGAUCACCUGCUGAGAGACCACCCAGUUCCUUGGAAAGUUUUCAAUGCCCAGGAUCUAUGGAUGAAGUGUUGGCCUCCUUAAGGCAUGGCAGAAGCCCUCUCCAGAAGGUGGAAGUGCCCUCUUUUCCUGCUCCCCAUGCCUCAGUCAAUGAGAAUAUUCUGGCUGCCAUAAGACAAGGGGUGAAACUGAGGAAAGUCCACCCAGACUUGGGCUCAGGCCCUGGCAACAAGCCAACCAGUGACCUGGAGAGGAGCAUCAAAGCUGCACUCCAGAGAAUCAAGAGAGUGAGUGCUGACUCAGAGGAAGACAGUGAUGAGCAAAGCCCCAGUGAGUGGGACCGUUAAGCAUGUCUCUGAUGAAGGUAGAUGGGCCACAUAACACCCCCAAAGAUCAGCAAGGUGCCUGGCACAGUGGUGCAUUCCUGGAAUCCCAGUGAAUCGGGAGGCUGAAGCAGGAGGAUGGCAGUUUUGAGGCCAGCCUCAGCAAUUUGGAGAGACCUUGUCUCAAAGUAAAAAGGGUCAGGAAUGUAUCUCCAUAGCAGAGCACCCCUGGGUCAAUCCCCGGGAUCCAAAAAAAAAAAAAGAUUAACAGGGUUUUGGG